Messenger RNA from Cyprinus carpio (common carp), 4391 nucleotides. It is a transcript of the gene togaram1, whose product is annotated as TOG array regulator of axonemal microtubules 1. The record is from RefSeq and is a predicted model, not a curated record. Gene Ontology annotation, biological process: microtubule cytoskeleton organization. Gene Ontology annotation, cellular component: cytoplasmic microtubule; cilium. Gene Ontology annotation, molecular function: microtubule binding. Lineage: Eukaryota; Metazoa; Chordata; Actinopteri; Cypriniformes; Cyprinidae.
GAAGCAGCGAGAACAUCAGAAUCCAGAGAAGCUCCUCGAUUCAGACGCGAAGCAGACCAGUUCAGACCACAGGGAGCCGAUUCAGCGAAUCAGACCGAACCGAACCGAAUCUGGAGUCGGAGCGAUCUGCGGUAACAGGUCUGUCUCUGCAUCAUGUGACCCUCCCGUCCCUGGCUCCGUCUGGACUCUGAUCAGCACGGUCCAUGAUGAUUAAUGGUCUGAUUCCUCCGGAGUUACACGCGCAGCUCCUGGACCUCCAGAACUAUCAGAGGCGGACCAGCGGCGUGGAGCAGCUGAAGCACAUCCUCCUGGAGCUGGAUCUGCAGCAGGUCUCCUCCGGCAGCGUCCUGGAGUUCAUACAGUUCUUACGCAGGCUCCUGGACGACAGCAACUUCAAGGUGUUGUGCGGCGCGCUGCAGCUCAUCAGCCUGCUGAUCCAGAAGCUGGAAGGCGAUGUGGAGCGCUACUAUGAGGAGAUCGUGAGCGUGACGGCGCGGGCGCUGGGUGACUCACGGAGCGUGACGCGGCACGAGUACAUGAACGUCUUCAGGCAGCUGAUGAGGAUGGUGGGGCCGCAGAAGGUCCUGGAUCUGCUGGUGGCUCAGCUCAAGCACAGGAACUCCAGGGUUCGAGAGGACGUCAUCAACAUCAUCACGGCUGCCGUGCUCACGCACCCGCGCAAGGACUUCGAUAUCCCCGGCCUGUGCGCGGAAGCGCCGGCGCUCGCCGACAGCAAGAAGAAGGUGCGUCACGCGGCUCUGGAGCUCUUCGCCGUCUUCGACUGCUGUCUGGACACGGGUAAGAAGCAGCCGCUCAUGAAGGCCGUGGAUCGGGUGGAGCUCGCCGGAGACGCCGAGGGCCUGAUGGCUGCUGUACAGGCGCGGCGCGCACGGCACGUCCUCCCUCGACUCUCCACCGACGGCACCGUCGAGUACGCGGAUCGCGCUCUUCUUCCCAGACCCGGACAGAGACGGACGCCUCAGCUGGGCUCCGGGGCCGAUCUGGACUGGGUUGCGAACGGAGGCCGGGGUCACAGCUCUCGCUCAGACGUGGAUCUGACGGAUAACACACCUCAGCAGAGGAGGAUGGUGAGCGCCGGGAAAGGGAAGAACAAACUGCCCUGGGAGAGAUCGGCUCUCUCUGAGGAGCUUCAGACCAAUGGAAAGACACCUGAUCAGCAUGUUAUCAGUGAAGAUCCGUCCUCAUCCACGAGACUCCGUCAGCACUCUGGAGCCAGAUACAGUCCAUCAGAACCUCUGCUGUCUCCACGCCGGACUCGCAGGUCUCUGGGUCGACUGCGCCGCAGCGGGAGUUUGGACUCGGAUCCAGACAUUUUCAAAGCGGCCAGUCCCUCUGAGUCUGAGAAAGGUUUGCUCAAGACGAGUCGGUUUCUGUCGGGCGGCGCUGAGCGAACCUUCUCCUUCCCGACUAACUCCACACCUCCGGGCUCGUUCCUGCUGCCCUCGUACCCGCUGACCGCGCUAACAGGGAGUCUGCUGACCCCCACCUUACCACACAGACACCACGCUGACCCCUCGCUGUCCAUGUCCAGCACAUGGCAUAACAAACCUGACAUCAGCCCUCACCGCAGGAGCGACGGCUCUGGUGAGGUGAGCUCCAGAAAGCGCUCUCCGGGGCCUCCUCGAGCUGUGCGGGCCUCAUCCGUCCGUCAGAGCCCCAACACCAGCAGACCCGCGUCACUGGACAAACACCUGGAUCUGACGGUCAGCAGCGGCGCAGGAGAGCCGGAGGACGAGACACUGGACCACGAGGAGAUGCUGAACUCCUUGCGCUCGUUGAGGAACAGCGCCGCUAAGAAACGGGCCAAAGUCAGCGCGAGCGGCUCUGAGGCGGAUCCAGACAGUCCAGACUCGGCGGUGAAGCUGGAGUUGGUUCCUGAUUCUCCGGAGCAGACGUCUCCAUCCGUCACCAGUCCUCUGAGCGAGAGCGGCCUGAGCAGCCUGUACUCGCCUCCGUCACCCAGCGGCACCAAGAGCAGCCCUGUGACCUCUGCUGUGAAACCACGAGUGUCAUCAGGAAGACGCGUCACAGCAGACGCCAGCGCUCGAGGUGUGUAUGUGAAGCACAGGAGCAUGCGUGAUGUCAGACGGUGUGUGUUACGUGUCCUCUGUGUGUGUUACAGGUUUGACAGCGGGAGACCAGCAGGAGAAGAAUCGUUAGAUCCAGACGAGGAGAAGCCCAGCGACAUGACAUCAUCAUCAUCAUCAUCAUCAUCAUCACCGCAGAUCAGAGCCACCGGCCGCCAGCCGCUCCGCGCUCUCAGAGACGCUAAAGGAUCUCAGCAGCGCGUGUCGUGCAGUCGUGACGUGUCGGAGGGCGUGAUCGGACGAGGUGAGUUCACCGCUGUUUUACUGACCGCUGAUCUAAAGCGCAGCCGCUCUCACCCCUCGCUCGUCUUCUUCCUCGUGUCUGCAGGAGUGUUCGGUUCGGCUGUGCUGCCCAGUCGUCUCAGUGUGGCGUCUUCUCCUGAGCAGUGCGACCCGGCCGGUAAAACACACGCCUUCACCAGCGCCCUCCUCGAGUCUGACGCCAGUCCUGACCCGGAGGAGUUGCCGGUCACUCAGGAGAGAGUCAGACUCUCCAGGAUCACGAGCGACAAAAUGCAUCAGCGGCGUCUGGAGCAGCAGGACACGCCCCCCGCUCCGGACCCAGUGAGACGCUGCGUGCUCAUCGAUGAUGUGAGAGACGCGAGUCUGAACGGAUGCGGGUCGCUCUCUGAUGAAUCUCCCUCCAGCCCGACCGGACCGCAGGAUCCAGUGAAGUGUCUAAGCCCCGCCCACCAGCCCGCCCCCCCGCCCAGCCUGCCCAAUAGGAACGCAGCACCACGGCUGAGACGAGUGUCUAGUGUGAACCGGAUCAGACCCCCUGCGAGACACAGCUCCGAUGAGCUGAUCUCUGGGAGUCUGAAGAAAGAGGGUCAGGAUCAGGCGGAGAAGAAGAUCGAGGGGAUGACCUUCCUGCGUAGCUUGGCUCAGUACCAUCCUGACGUCCUCAUGAGCAGGAUUCAUGACGUGUGUCUCGCUCUGGUUCAGGAGGUGCGUAACCUGCGCUCCGGCGUGUCCCGUGUGGCUGUGGUGACGCUGGGAGAGAUGUUCGCGGCGCUGCAGAAGGGAAUGGAUCAGGAGCUGGACGGGACGGUCAGAGCUCUGCUGCAGAAAGCUGGAGAAUGCAACGCCUUCAUCAGAAGGAACGUGGAGCGAGCGCUGGACAGCAUGGUGCAGCACUGCUCUCUCACACGCAGCAUGAGCGCGCUGCUCACCGGAGGACUCGGUCAUCUGAACUCAGUAGUGCGUAAGUGUGCGGCUCAGCGUCUCAGUGCUCUGAUGGAGCGGGUCGGAGCCGCUCGUCUGCUGUCUGGAGCUAAAGAUGUGACCGAGCGCAUCCUGCCGGCCGUCUGUAAGCUGGUGCAGGACUCGUCUCAGGAGGCCAGGUGAUACUUUGGUCGACAGAUGCUGCUGUUUUUGUCGUCUCACCGUGACUUUGAUAAAAUGCUGGAGAAGUUCAUCUCUGCUAAAGACCUGCCGGCCAUCAGAGACACCGUCUUCACUCUCAAAACCAAGGGUUUGGGGGAGAUGCCUCAGGACGCUCCGUCGGCGCGGGGCAGGCGCUCUCUCGCGGGGAGCGGGCUGCUGCGCACCUCGUCCCUCACACGUGAGCCUCUGAGCUCCAGCAGGGAUUGUGGGCAGGCGGUGAGUAAGGCGGUGGUUAAAAGCAGUCGUAGACAGGAUCGAGUACGUGAGACAGAGUUGGUGAAGCUGAUGAAGUCGAUGGUCUUCUGGGAGGGAUUCAGGGAGAUAAUCAAGGCCAUGUGUGAGUUGAUGUGUGACUGGGGUGUGGUCAUCAGCAGCCUGUUCCCGGUGUGUGACGCUCUGAAGGCGCGUCUGCAGGAGUCUAACAGUAAGGUGAACCUGCGGGCUCUGGAGGCUCUUCAGCUCAUCGUCGCUCUGCUCAGAGACAGUCUGGCUCCAGUGCUCAACAUCCUGAUCCCCGCCGUCGUGGACAAUCACCUCAACUCCAAGAACAGCAGCAUCUCCACGGCGGCGCUGGGGGCCGUUCAGGCUCUGAUGCACAACACGCUGCUCUGCUCAGAGACAAGACAACAGGCCUCCUGCUGCAAGCCCCUGCUGCUACAAAGCUCAGUAUCUGGAGCUGGCGGGAGGCGCAAAGCCAAGCUGGACACCUCAUCGGAGAGAGUCGCAGUUUCUUUACUUGGUCUUAAGAAGCUCUUGAAUGUAUCUUCAGCAGAGCCCAGUCAUAAUGUGUUAGUGUUGUUUCUCAGAGCUGGUGAGGGAGCUGUACCCGCGCAGGCCGCAGCUGGUGGAGCAGAAGGUCCUGCCGCUCCUCUGGACGCUGCUCCGCUCCUCCUGUAG